Molecule: messenger RNA, 1654 nt
Organism: Nymphaea colorata (pocket water lily)
Lineage: Eukaryota; Viridiplantae; Streptophyta; Magnoliopsida; Nymphaeales; Nymphaeaceae
Product: U-box domain-containing protein 4-like
Exons: 2
Coding region: 140-1240 (366 amino acids)
Cellular component (GO): nucleus; cytoplasm
Molecular function (GO): protein binding
Source: RefSeq, a predicted model, not a curated record
ACCUCCGGCCCUGCCGCCGCUGUGACCAAGGGUUCUCCCCUCUAUCAAGCGAAAAAUCGCGAGAACGGGUUGCUCGAAAGGACGAUAAAAUUCGGUCUGUCGACACGGGCAAAGGCCACAAGAAGAAACCCUGGACGGGAUGGAUGCCGUCGACGACGAUAACUCCCUGCAGUUCGACACUCCGUCGUCUAUUUACAGCUACCUGGGGCGGAACCUCGACGGGCUGAGCCUGAAGAGUCACUCGUCCGCCUCCGCUUUCAGCGAUUGCAACAGCGACCGGUCCAGCGAGUUCUCGCAGAGUUCCGGCAGCCGGAACCUUCUUAUCGCGGCCUGCACAUCGGACCGCCCUGAUGACGAUGACGCGAUUGCCCAGCUGGUCCUGGACCUGGAGUCGACAUCGCUCGAGACGCAGCGGAACGCGGCCAUGGAGAUCCGGCUCUUGGCGAAGAACAAGACCGAGAAUCGGAUUCGGAUAGCGGACGCCGGAGGGAUCCCUCCGCUCGUGGUGUUGGCGCAGUCGCCGGACGCGCAGAUCCAGGAGCUAGGCGUCACCGCGCUGCUCAACCUCUCGCUGUGUGAUGAGAACAAGGACAGAAUCGUGGGCUCCGGUGCCGUCCGUGCUCUCGUCCGGGCGCUGAAGACGGGGACGGCUGCGACGAGGGAGAACGCAGCGUGCGCGAUCCUCCGACUCUCUUAUCAGGACGACAUCAAGGCCGCGUUCGGUCGCGCCGGAGCGAUUCCGCCUCUGGUCAGUUUGCUCGAGAACGGGACUCUUCGCGGAAAGAAGGACGCCGCGGGCGCGCUCUACGCGAUAACGACGAUGAAGGAGAACAAGCUCAGGGCAGUCGAAGCAGGGGUUAUGCGGUCGCUGGUGGAUCUGAUGUCGGACUUCGAGUACGGCAUGGUGGAUAAAGCCGCGCUUGUGACGCAGAACCUUGUAUCCUUACCGCAAGCGAGGACCGCGCUAGUGGAGGAGGGCGGCAUCCCGGUGGUGGUGGAGGCGGUAGAGGUCGGGACACAGAGGCAGAAGGAGUUCGCCGCGGGGAUUCUGCUUGCCCUCAGCGAGGGCAGCCUUCAGCAUCGGCUCAUGAUAGCUAGGGAAGGGGCCAUCCCUCCGCUCAUCGCGCUUACGCAGUCCGGAACCACUCGAUCCAAGCAGAAGGCAGAAGCUUUAAUUCGGUGUCUCCGGCAACCCAGAUCCGCAAGCAACGGGGCGAGGACAUCGGAUAUUCCAGAUUAAGAUGGGGAAACAAACGAAAAAGAGCAGAUAAUCUUCUCUUUUGGAAAAGGAAAACCUGCUGCUUGUGGUGUUGGGAGGUGUACAUACGUGUAACGAAGAGAACCAGAGAGUUUGUAAAAUAUUCCCUUUUUGCUGUACUUAGUGGAGGCCCGCUGCCAGUCUCCUGCUUCUGCUUUUCCUGAGGGAAAAUGGUUUCUCAACGACGGUCGAUUCAGACAGACGAUAUGACUGCGGUUUGCGAAUUGCGAUCGGGUUUGCCUUUGAGAAGUUUUGCAUUUAUCUUCUUGUGGUUGUUCGAGUCGUCCAUAUUUACUUAUUUUUAUUCUUGAUGCACCUUCUUUCUUUUUUUCUUAAAAAAAGAUGGAAAAAAGCAAGGGAAUUCAAUGGGUCUGAGGCCGAGGUCUUUUCUGUUCA